Molecule: messenger RNA, 2898 nt
Organism: Artibeus jamaicensis (Jamaican fruit-eating bat)
Lineage: Eukaryota; Metazoa; Chordata; Mammalia; Chiroptera; Phyllostomidae
Gene: NPL
Product: N-acetylneuraminate pyruvate lyase
Exons: 12
Coding region: 418-1377 (319 amino acids)
Biological process (GO): carbohydrate metabolic process; N-acetylneuraminate catabolic process
Molecular function (GO): N-acetylneuraminate lyase activity; 4-hydroxy-tetrahydrodipicolinate synthase activity
Source: RefSeq, a predicted model, not a curated record
UGUUGAUCUGCACAAAGAUACAUUUUUUAAGCUUUUCCUGCCCCCAGACAAGGCGCCCCAACUACCCUGCUAAUAACUCUGCUGUGAGGUUUUCAAUAAAAAGCCAGUGUUUGGGGGAGGUUCUAAGGGGCACAAAAUUAUUUUCCUCUUGGCGGAUUGGGGGAUAUUCCCUAGCCCUUAGUGGGAGAGACAACAGCCUUCCGGGCUGGAGACCCACAGGAGAAGGCAAGCCGGCCAGACGGGACAGGGUGGGUUGCUGCAGAGAUCUCUCCAGAGACCAGACCAGGGAGUUUGGUGUUUAGCUCAUGGGAGCCAGGGUGAGAAGUGAUUGGCAAAGGAGAGAUCAGAAAGUCUGUGCUACUGGAAGACUGAUCUCCAGACCACGUGGAUUGAACGAAGACUUCUUUCAGCAGCUCAAUGGCCUCCCCAAAGAAGAAACUUCAAGGUCUGGUUGCAGCAACCAUCACGCCGAUGACUGAGCAUGGAGAAAUCAACUUCUCAGUAAUUGGUCAGUAUGUGGAUUAUCUUGUGGAAAAGCAGGGAGUGAAGAGUGUGUUUGUGAAUGGCACCACGGGAGAAGGACUGUCUCUGAGCGUCUCAGAGCGCCGCAGGGUCGCAGAGGAGUGGGUGACAAAAGGAAGGAACAAGUUGGAUCAUGUGGUGAUCCAUGUAGGAGCCCUGAGCUUGAAGGAUUCACAGGAACUGGCCAAACAUGCAGCAGAAAUAGGAGCUGACGGCAUUGCUGUCAUUGCACCUUUCUUUCUGAAGCCACGGAACAAAGAUGACCUCGUUGAUUUCCUGAAGGAGGUGGCCGCUGCUGCCCCAGAACUGCCUUUUUAUUACUAUCACAUCCCUUUCAUUACAGGGGUAAAGAUUCGCGCUGAGGAGUUGCUGGACGGGAUUCAGGAGAAGGUCCCCACCUUCGGAGGGCUGAAAUUUAGUGACACGGAUUUCUUAGACUUCGGGCAGUGCGUUGAUCAGCAUCGCCAGCAGCAGUUUGCUUUCCUUUUUGGGGUGGAUGAGCAACUGCUGAGUGCUCUGGUGAUGGGAGCAACAGGAGCGGUGGGCAGCACCUACAACUACCUGGGGAAAAAGACGAACCAGAUGUUGGAGGCUUUUGAACGGAAGGACCUCUCUUCGGCCCUGAAUUACCAGUUUUGUAUUCAGAGGUUCAUCAACUUUGUGGUCAAACUAGGUUUUGGAGUGCCGCAGACCAAAGCCAUUAUGACACUGGUGUCUGGAAUUCCCAUGGGCCCACCCCGGCUUCCGCUGCAGAAAGCCUCCAAGGAGUUCACAGAUAGGGCAGAAGCUAAACUGAAGAGUCUGGAUUUCCUUUGUUUUCCUGACUUAAAGAAUUCAAACUUGGAAGCCAGCUAAUGCCUAUCAAGUCGGGGUGUGUACAUUGUGAUGUAACCUACCUUGAAGAGUGCAUCCAUUUCUCAAGGACUUUAUAGAUGAGCUUGCACUAAAGUCUUUCCUGUCAAAUGAGAUCUCACAUCAAUCAACAAGUAUUUAAGUACCUACUGUGAUCUUUAAAAAGCUUUGUUUUCUGAAGGGGCGAAAAAUGUAAAAGGAGUUGUGGGUCCUCAGUCAUUCAACACUGUGCAAACUUUGUGCGGAGAAAUGUCCACCCAUGCGGAUGAAAGGGAAUCAAGAGGAAAAUUGUAAUUAAUUCCAUUUGCCUUCAGUAGCUCCCAUUAUGUUGAUUUCUGGAUGUUCACCCUAUUGUACAGUUUUCUCAUUUUAAACCACUAGGGUAUACUUUCAUUUUAAUGAAUAUUCAUUUGGAAUCUAGGAAAACUCUGAACUGUGGCAUUUACUCAGAUGUGCUAACUUGAAUGCCAAAUUACAACGCCACUUAACCACACACAGUUAUUGCAUUAACACACCAGCUUACUCGGCCGCUCAGUCUAACUGGAGAACACCCACUUUCAGAUUGAUUGUGAUGUCACAGGUUUUCCCCAAAACACUGGCUUAGGUGAGGACUUGCUUCAGUUCUUCCAAGGGGCCCAAAGGAGAGGCCUUCUGAAAAGAUUCAAGUCUCCACUUGUUGCUCUAUGAGAACUCCUAAAAGCUCCAAGUUUCGAAGAACCAAAGAGUUCUCUGCUCAGACUUCCCCUCCCCGCACUGAUAAGGAAGUGUCACCCUUCACAUCCCCCUGAAUUAUUGGAAAGUGAAGGCCAUUGUCCCUUGUGCAGUGAGCCCAGGGGCUACUGUUGUUGCGGGAAGAAACUCACACCCAGAGGAGAUAGUGGAAAACACGAUAAGUUUAUUAUGUUCAUGGGUCCAGAGGAGUCAGUCUCCAAAUUCUGAACCCCGAACAAAGGAUUCUUGGGGUUUAUAUAGUCUGCAGGGUCUUCCUGUCUAUGUAGCAAAGCGGGAUACAGAAACGGAAUGUGGAAGUUAGUUCUAGCUAUAGGGCUCCCUAUACCCAUGUGGCAGAAGCAGAGUACAAAGGCUAAAUGCGGAAAUUAGUUCUGACUGGCGGGGGGCGGGGGGGGGGGUGCUAAUCUUAGCCCUUCUGCACAUCCUGCUGUUUGCUUUCCCAAACGGCUUAUUGCUCUUCCCAGGGUGCUUGGGUUUGGGUAAACAAAGGUUCUUCAAAGCUUCCCGCAUCACUGUUACUUCCCAGGCACACUUGCAAGGAGUCACUCAUCUUCAGCAAUAGGAGAUUUAUCAAUUUUAUACGAUGCAUUAAUCACAUAUGAAUUUUCUGAAAUCGGUGCUUGGAGAAUUUUUAAGAGGCUUAGUGAGAUCUUUGGAACACAAAGAGCAAUAUGAUGAUUAAAAUGACAAAAGUGACUAACCAAACAGAGCUGAGUUUAUCGAUCUAAUUUAUCAUCCAAUUCCACAGGAAUGAUUAUUAUAUAGCAGUGAGUUACCAGUAAUGCCUUUAAU